This is a messenger RNA of Megalobrama amblycephala (Wuchang bream), 1686 nucleotides long. RefSeq lists its product as uncharacterized. The coding region runs from base 372 to 968 and encodes 198 amino acids. The record is from RefSeq and is a predicted model, not a curated record. The transcript has a single exon. Lineage: Eukaryota; Metazoa; Chordata; Actinopteri; Cypriniformes; Xenocyprididae.
UUUUUUUUUUUUUUUCCAAAUGCUUAUUAUCAAGUGAAUUGUAGUAAUUAGACUCCUGCACGUUCAUAUCAUAACCAGACGAUGGCAGCACAGUCUUUCUGGUUAAGCUUAGUUAUCUGUUCACUGCCACUCCGUUCACUCCACAUGGAAACCUGGUGGAAAAUUGUCUUUCUACACAUACACAUACAUUGUUUUUGAAAGAUUAUUGGAAUAUGUUUUACAAGAAAGUUCUAUUUCAGUCUUGCUACUUCCAAAUUUACAAUCGUUUCUUUGAAAUUAGUUGUAAAAUGUACUAGUGAGAAUUGUUUCUACACCGUUUUUUCUGUGUAAUAUCAGUGACCCUUUUUUUUGUAUCAGUCUUUACUAUUGAAAUGAAUCUGCAACUACGAUUGUUUAUUGCCAUGGAAACUGUUUUAAACGUAUUUGUUUGCUCAUUUCAGGGGCUUAGAAGCUCAUCCUUGUCACCACCUGUUAGACUUUCAGCAGCAGGUCUCAGUCCCAGGUCGGUUUCAUUUUCUCCAUCGCCCAGACCAGCAUCGCAACCCGCUUCUGUUCGGCCGCCGGUGGGACAGACCGCCCAGCUAGACAGGGGUCACAAGCCGCCCACUCCCUGGGAAGCUGCCUCACGCCACCCACUGGGGCUCGUGGAUGAAGCUUUUACAUUUCUGGACAUUCAGCAGUCUAUUGCCUCCAACCUGCGCUAUGCCGCUCAGAGUAAGCUCUUACCCGAGCCCCCGUCUGAGUGGAAGGCAAAGGUUGCAUAUGAACCUCCACCGAAAAACCAAAAAGACAGUUUGAGUCAAUCACCUUUGACUUUUCUGUCCCCAACCAAGAGCACAGCGUCUGCACCAGCUGGUCCUGUCCCAUAUGGGUCACCCUUUAGACAGUAUCAACCCCAAAGGUCAAUGACAGAAGCUAAUCUUGGGCCUUCACAGGUGAUCCGAGGGAAAUGGGGCCUCAUAGAUUGAGACUCUAUAAAGCCAAAGAUAGCAGUUCUUGGAGACGUUAAAGGAAAGCCUUUUUAUGCAGGUCGCUGCAUAAAAAUUUGCUGAAAGUGAGUAAAGUAAAAUUAUGGUCACUGUUGAACAGAAAGAUACUGAAAGACAGAGAAGUUGAUGUUGCAGAAUUAGGGUCCGUGAAAGUCAGAAGGCGGCACUAGAAGUUGAUAGAUUUAUAAAGGUUAUUUAUAUUAUUAGACAGAGUGUUACAGCUGGCUUUUGAAACUCACACUUACAGUACAACAAUCAUUCAUUUUGGUCAGAAAAUGCAUCCCUUGUGAAAAAGAAGUACACUUUAGCAUACUUUAAAAAAAAGGACAUAAUAUAUUUAAAAAAUAUACUUAAGUGAACCUAACUGCAAGUUGAUUGCAAUUAAAUGAAAAGGUAUUAUAGUUUAAAUUUCUGUUAAACGUAAUUAGCUUAAAGGUGUCCUUGAUUAUGAUUUCACUUUUUUAACUUUUGUUAGUGUGUAAGAUUGCUGUUUGAGCAUAAACAACAUCUGUAAAGUUACGACGCUCAAAGUUGAAUUCAAAGGGAGAGAUAUUUUCCUUUACCGAAAUCACCUUUUAAGGACUACAACAAACGGCUGGUAGGGACUACAACGAGCUUCUUCCUGGGUUGGUGACAUUACAAACCCCAAAAUGUACAUAAACCCCGCCCCUGAGAACACACAACAAAGGGGGUGAGG